This is a messenger RNA of Humulus lupulus (European hop), 2145 nucleotides long. Its product is annotated as phosphoglucomutase, cytoplasmic. NCBI's taxonomy places the organism in Eukaryota, Viridiplantae, Streptophyta, Magnoliopsida, Rosales, Cannabaceae. The coding region runs from base 113 to 1861 and encodes 582 amino acids. The transcript has 17 exons. Gene Ontology annotation, cellular component: cytosol. Gene Ontology annotation, molecular function: phosphoglucomutase activity; magnesium ion binding. The record is from RefSeq and is a predicted model, not a curated record. Gene Ontology annotation, biological process: carbohydrate metabolic process.
CUUUUCAUUUAGCUUAUAAAUCACAUUAUCACAGUAUCUCAUUCCAUUCAAUUUCAUUAUCAUUUCUCUUUCUCUCAAACUCUGAGCUAUUGUGUUCUGCGAAGGUUCGACAAUGGUGUUGUUCAACGUUUCCAGAGUGGAGACCACGCCCUUCGAUGGCCAGAAGCCUGGCACCUCUGGCCUCCGCAAGAAGGUGAAGGUUUUUGUUCAGCCUCACUACUUGGAAAACUUUGUUCAGUCAACAUUCAAUGCCCUUUCUGCAGAAAAAGUUAGAGGUGCAACACUUGUUGUAUCUGGUGAUGGCCGGUAUUACUCAAAGGAUGCUAUUCAGAUUAUAACUAAGAUGGCAGCAGCCAAUGGAGUAAGGCGUAUAUGGGUUGGUCAAAAUGGUCUACUCUCAACUCCUGCUGUGUCAGCUGUUAUACGUGAAAGAACUGGAGUGGAUGGAUCCAAGGCGUCGGGAGCAUUUAUAUUGACAGCAAGUCAUAAUCCAGGAGGUCCUAAGGAGGAUUUUGGGAUUAAAUACAACAUGGAGAAUGGUGGACCUGCUCCUGAGGGAAUCACUGACAAGAUAUAUGAGAACACGACAACAAUCAAGGAGUAUUUAAUUGCUGAUCUGCCUGAUGUUGACAUCUCUACAACAGGUGUUACAAGCUUCGCGGGACCCGAAGGACAAUUUGAUGUUGAGGUGUUUGAUUCUGCAAGUGAUUAUGUAAAAUUGAUGAAGUCAAUUUUUGAUUUUGAGUCUAUCCGAAAGCUUCUAUCAUCUCCUAAAUUUUCAUUCUGUUAUGAUGCUUUGCAUGGAGUUGCUGGGGCUUAUGCAAGCAGUAUUUUUGUGGAAGAGCUUGGCGCACAAGAGAGCUCUUUAAUAAAUUGCACACCCAAGGAAGAUUUUGGAGGAGGACAUCCAGACCCCAAUCUGACUUAUGCAAAAGAGUUGGUUGCUCGAAUGGGUUUGGGAAAAUCAGAUACUCAAGGUGAACCUCCAGAAUUUGGUGCUGCUGCUGAUGGUGAUGCAGACCGUAACAUGGUCCUUGGUAAAAGGUUUUUUGUUACUCCUUCGGACUCUGUUGCCAUAAUUGCUGCAAAUGCAGUUGAUGCUAUCCCAUACUUUUCUGCUGGUCUGAAGGGAGUUGCCAGGAGCAUGCCCACAUCUGCUGCUCUUGAUGUUGUAGCUAAGCAUUUGAAUUUGAAGUUCUUUGAGGUACCUACUGGCUGGAAAUUUUUUGGCAACUUGAUGGAUGCUGGAUUAUGUUCUGUUUGUGGUGAAGAAAGUUUUGGAACUGGUUCUGACCACAUUCGAGAGAAAGAUGGGAUCUGGGCAGUUUUGGCUUGGUUAUCUAUUCUUGCACAUAAGAAUAAGGAUAACCUUGAUGGAGGAAAGCUUGUGAGUGUUGAAGAAAUAGUUCGUCAACAUUGGGCUAAAUAUGGUCGCCAUUAUUAUACUCGAUAUGACUACGAGAAUGUGGAUGCGGGUGCAGCAAAGGAACUAAUGGCGUACUUGGUCAAGCUGCAAUCUUCCCUUCCUGAAGUGAAUGAGAUAGUGAAGAGUGCACGUUCAGAUGUUUCUAAGGUUGUCCAUGGUGAUGAAUUUGAAUACAAAGAUCCUGUUGAUGGCUCCAUUUCAAAACACCAGGGUAUUCGAUACUUGUUUGAGGACGGUUCAAGAUUGGUUUUCCGUCUCUCCGGCACUGGCUCAGAAGGUGCAACCAUCCGUCUAUACAUUGAGCAGUACGAAAAAGAUCCAUCUAAAAUUGGCAGGGACUCUCAGGAAGCACUUGGUCCUCUUGUUGAGGUUGCUCUCAAGCUUUCCAAGAUGCAGGAAUAUACUGGUCGAACUGCCCCAACUGUUAUUACAUAAAUGUGCAUUAGUUCAGCAAGUUGGAAAUUUGGAAGUUUCCUCAAAGUGCUUAUGGAGAAGGUUCUUUCUUUUCAUUUGGUUCUCCCUACUUAUCUCUAUCAUGUGCUACCAAGCUGAGCGGACACCCAGUCAGUGUUGCGUACCACAAGUGUACUGAUAUAAAUUUUUGGUUUAAAGAAAAUAAAAUAACGUGAAUGUUGUGCCCAUUUUCGUCCAUCAUUAUCUGAACUCUAGACCGAGCCCUUUUCGCUCGAUAAAUUUGAAGUUUCAAACUUUUUUCGUUU